This is a messenger RNA of Dioscorea cayenensis subsp. rotundata (Guinea yam), 1731 nucleotides long. Its product is annotated as protein DETOXIFICATION 16-like. The record is from RefSeq and is a predicted model, not a curated record. Gene Ontology annotation, cellular component: membrane. Gene Ontology annotation, molecular function: antiporter activity; xenobiotic transmembrane transporter activity. Bases 103 to 1539 code for a protein of 478 amino acids. The transcript has 9 exons. Gene Ontology annotation, biological process: xenobiotic detoxification by transmembrane export across the plasma membrane. NCBI's taxonomy places the organism in Eukaryota, Viridiplantae, Streptophyta, Magnoliopsida, Dioscoreales, Dioscoreaceae.
UUUUUUCGGGAGUUGUAUCUCAAAUUCCAGACUUGCAUUGAGAUACAAAAUAUCGACAAAUGCUCAAGCUCAGUUUAUAAAGAGAAGAGAGAACAAGCAACCAUGGAGUCACCAUUGAUUCCAAACUCUGAGAAGAAGAGUGAUGGAGAUGGUGAAGAUGGAGGUCAUGUGGUGGGUGAGGUGAAGAAGCAGUUGUUCUUGGCUGGACCUCUCAUAGCUUCAAGUCUUCUGCAAAACAUCCUUCAAGUCAUUUCUACCAUGUUUGUUGGUCAUCUUGGAGAGCUUCCUCUCUCUGGUGCUUCCAUGGCCUUUUCCUUUGCUGGUGUCUCUGCCUUUGGCCUCUUGAUGGGAAUGGGAACUGCAUUGGAUACAUUGUGUGGGCAGUCAUAUGGAGCAAAGCAAUACCACAUGUUGGGUGUACACAUGCAAAGAGCCAUGCUUGUGCUUACUCUUGUUGGCAUUCCCCUCGCUGUCAUCUGGGCUUAUACAGGAGAAAUUCUUGCAGCAUUGGGGCAAGACCCAGAGAUAUCCGCACAAGCUGGAAUUUAUGCACGGUGGAUGAUUCCCGUUCUCUUUGCUUAUGGUCUCCUUCAAUGCCUUACUAGGUUCCUACAAACACAGAACAAUGUUGUUCCCAUGAUGAUAAGUUCUGGAAUCACCACUCUUCUUCACCUUUUAAUCUGUUGGCUUUUAGUAUUCAAAUCUGGGCUUGGCCACAAAGGUGCUGCUCUUGCAAUGUCUAUCUCUUAUUGGCUCAAUGUGAUUCUCUUGGUUCUCUACGUCAAAUUUUCACCCGCUUGCAAGAAGACGUGGACCGGUUUUUCAUCAGAAGCUUUGCGUGAUAUAUUUAACUUCAUCAAACUUGCUAUUCCAUCCGCUGUCAUGGUUUGCUUAGAAUUCUGGUCAUUUGAGAUGCUUGUCCUUCUUUCCGGUCUUCUUCCAAAUCCAAAGCUUGAAACUUCAGUAUUGUCAAUAAGUCUUAACACUGCCGCAAUGGUGUUCAUGAUUCCAUUUGGUCUUAGUUCUGCUAUAAGUACUCGUGUCUCAAAUGAACUCGGAGCUGGCCAUCCAAAGGCAGCUCGCUUAGCAAUAUGUGUCGUAGUAGCAUUGGCUGUGACUGAAGGCCUAAUUGUAGGAGCGACGAUGACCCUAGCUCGCAAUUUAUGGGGUCAUGCAUAUAGUGAUGAAGACGAAGUAGUAAAAUAUGUCGCCAUUAUGAUGCCAAUCCUAGCAAUCUCUAAUUUUGUGGAUGGCAUCCAAGCUGUUCUUGCAGGAACUGCGAGAGGAUGUGGUUGGCAAAACAUCGGUGCUUUGGUGAACCUUGGAGCAUACUACAUUUUCGGCAUUCCUUCUGCUAUUUUGUUAGCUUUUGUCUUCAAAAUUGGUGGAAAGGGUCUUUGGAUUGGAAUCAUAUCUGGUUUGUUUGUGCAAUUGGUGUCAUACUCAACCAUCACUAUAUGCACUGAUUGGGAGAAAGAGGCAAAGAAGGCAAGAGAAAGAGUUUAUAGUUCAACUCUUCCCAUUGAUCAAGUAUUUUAGGAUGAUUUGGUUGGAGAUAUGGUGACAUGCAAAUCCAAAUCCUAUAUUUUUAACAUUUUCAUAUUUGUGGAAUGUUCUACCUCAAAAUACAAUCUCAUGUGUAGAUACAAAAUAUUAAACUACACCAAAAUCUAGUGCAUAAUGAUUUAUUUCCAAACAAUCACCUUUUUAAUGUUGUCAUAGAUUGAAUUG